This is a messenger RNA of Benincasa hispida (wax gourd), 3799 nucleotides long. RefSeq names its product Guanylate-binding family protein. The record is from RefSeq and is a predicted model, not a curated record. NCBI's taxonomy places the organism in Eukaryota, Viridiplantae, Streptophyta, Magnoliopsida, Cucurbitales, Cucurbitaceae. Gene Ontology annotation, molecular function: GTPase activity; GTP binding.
CCCCUGCCAUUCCCCCAAAGUUUCUGGGCUGGGUGGUAAUUUCCUUCUGCAACAAGAAAGUCUCGGAAAAACCUCAGGGGCUGCUUUUCCCUCCCCGAUUUCAAACGCUUCCGAUUCUACUCUCACUCACUGACACAAAACAAAGCGCACAAACAAGGCUAAUUCUCAUUCCUUUGUAGAGAAAAGUGGGCAUUUUUUGUUCUUUGAAGAUUGUGUAGUAGGGUUAAGGGCGCGAAAUUUGAUCUCAAGAGGCGGAAAGGAAGAAGGGUUGUAGAAGAAGAUGAUCAACUAUUUCAGAGGGAAGGGAAAUUCCGUUGAUGUUUCCUCUCCGCAGUCUGCUUCCCCCUCUCUUGCGCCUUCGUCGUCUUCCUUGUCGUCGACGGGGACUGGUCCCGCAAGGCCAAUUCGUCUUGUUUACUGCGAUGAGAAAGGAAAGUUUCGGAUGGAUCCUGAAGCUGUCGCUACCCUACAACUUGUAAAAGAGCCUAUUGGUGUCGUCUCCGUUUGUGGCCGUGCUCGUCAGGGCAAGAGCUUCAUUUUAAAUCAACUUCUUGGGAGGAGUAGUGGGUUUCAAGUAGCAUCUACCCAUCGGCCUUGUACUAAAGGGCUAUGGCUCUGGAGUACACCCUUGAAAAGAACUGCCCUUGAUGGAACUGAGUACAAUCUCUUACUAUUAGAUAGUGAAGGAAUUGAUGCUUAUGAUCAAACGGGAACAUACAGCACCCAGAUUUUUUCUCUAGCUGUUCUCUUAUCUAGCAUGUUUGUCUAUAAUCAGAUGGGUGGAAUAGAUGAAGCUGCACUUGACCGUUUAUCUCUUGUCACUCAAAUGACUAAACAUAUUCGUGUUAGGGCUGCUGGGGGCAGAACUACAUCUGCUGAACUUGGUCAAUUCUCUCCAAUCUUUGUUUGGCUUCUAAGGGACUUCUAUUUGGAUCUAGUUGAGGAUAAUAGGAGAAUAACACCUCGGGACUAUCUAGAGCUUGCUUUGAGGCCGGUUCAAGGUAGUGGAAGAGACAUAGCUGCUAAGAAUGAGAUUCGUGAUUCCAUUAGAGCUCUGUUUCCUGAUAGAGAUUGCUUUACUCUUGUGCGUCCUCUACAUAAUGAAAAUGAUCUCCAAAGACUUGAUCAAAUAUCUUUGGAUAAACUAAGGCCUGAAUUUAGGUCUGGACUUGAUGCAUUUACAAAAUUUGUUUUUGAGAGGACAAGGCCUAAGCAAGUUGGAGCAACUGUUAUGACAGGUCCAGUUUUGGUAGGUAUUACAGAGUCUUACCUUGAUGCUCUAAACCAUGGUGCAGUGCCUACGAUAACCUCCUCUUGGCAGAGUGUUGAAGAAGCGGAGUGUAGAAGGGCGUAUGAUCAUGCUGCUGAAGUGUAUAUGUCUACUUUUGAUCGAUCAAAGCCACCAGAAGAAGCAGCAUUGAGGGAAGCACAUGAAACUGCCAUUCAAAAUUCACUUGCUGCAUUUAAUUCGAGUGCUGUAGGUGCUGGUCCAGUGAGGAAAAAACACGAGGCAUUACUUGAGAAAUUUUAUAGAAAAGCAUUUGAGGAUUACAAAAGAAAUGCAUACACAGAAGCAGACUUGCAAUGCACGAAUGCUAUACAAAGCAUGGAAAAAAGGUUAAGAGCAGCUUGCCAUGCUUCUGAUGCAAAUAUCAAUAAUGUUAUGAAGGUUCUUGGUGCUCUUCUGUCUGAAUACGAAGCAUCAUCCCACGGUCCUGGAAAGUGGCAGAAGCUGGUGACAUUCUUACACCAGAGUUUGGAUGGUCCAGUACAUGACCUUAUAAAAAGACUUAUAGAUCAAGUUGGAUCAGAGAAGAAUUCCCUCGCUUUGAAGUGUCGCUCAAUUGAAGACCAGCUGAAUUUGCUUAAGAAGCAGCUGGAAGCCAGCGAGACGUACAAGUCUGAAUAUCUGAAGCGAUAUGAGGAUGCCAUCAAUGAUAAGAAAAAGCUUGCUGAUGACUACAUGAACCGCAUAACUAAUCUACAGGGUAAUUGCAGUUCUCUUGAUGAGAGAUGCUCUAGCCUGAAGAAAACAUUGGACCAAGCCAAGCAAGAAUCAUUAGAUUGGAAAAGAAAAUAUGAAACCGUCUUGUCAAAGUUGAAAGCUGAGGAAGAUCAAGCUAAUUCAGAAAUUGCCGUUCUGAAGUCCAGGAGCAGUGCUGCUGAAGCAAGGCUGGCGGCUGCUCGGGAACAAUCUCAGUCUGCACAAGAAGAGGCAGAAGAGUGGAAGAGGAAAUUUGACAUUGCUUUAAGAGAUACUAAAGCUGCUCUUGAAAAAGCUGCUGUUGCAGAAGAACGAACAAAUAAGCAAACAAGGCGUAGGGAAGAUGCUUUGAGGAAAGAAUUUUCCAGUACUUUGGCUGAAAAGGAAGAUGAAUUGAAGGACAAGGCAACAAAAAUUAAGCAAGCCGAGCAGCAUUUGACAACUUUAAGGCUUGAGCUGAAGGCUGCCGAGUCAAAAAUUGGGAGUUAUGAUGUGGAAGUAUCUUCUUUGAGGCAUGAAAUAAAAGAGCUGAAGGAGAGGUUGGAAACCGUGAAUGCAAGGGCUCAAUCAUUUGAGAAAGAAGCAAGGAUCUUGCAACAAGAAAAGAUCCAUUUGGAUCAGAAGUACCUAUCUGAAUUCCAAAGGUUUGAUGAAGUUCAGGAAAGGUGUAGACUUGCUGAACAUGACGCUAAGAAGGCUACUGAAAUUGCUGAUAAAGCAAGAAAUGAAGCUAGUGCUGCUCAAGAAGGAAAGAAUGAGAUGCAGAGGUUGGCAAUGGAGCGGUUGGCGCAAAUAGAGAGGGCUGAAAUGCAAAUUGAAAAUCUGGAAAGGCAGAAGAAAGAUUUGGUGGAAGAUUUGCAACAAAUUCGGGAGUCAGAGGUGGAAGCUUUGUUAAGAGUUGCGUCAUUGGAAGCAAGAGUUGAAGAAAGGGAAAAAGAAAUAGAGUCUCUAUUGAAGUCGAACAAUGAGCAGCGUACUAGCACUGUUCAAGUUCUUCAGGGUCUUCUGGAUUCAGAACGUUCUGCACAUGCAGAGGCCAACAAUAGGGCUGAGGCUCUCUCUUUUCAGUUGCAAUCUGCUCAUGCAAAAAUUGAUCUACUCCAACAAGAAUUGACUAAAGUCCGUUUGAACGAGACAGCUUUGGAUAGUAAGCUGAAGACUGCUUCUCAUGGGAAACGUACAAGGGCAGAUGAUGGUGAGAUGGGCAUGGAUUCCGUUCAAGACAUGGACACAAGUGAGAGAAUUUUAAGAGUGAACAAAAGAUCUAGAAGCACAAAUAGUCCCAUGAAGUACAUUCAGCCAGAGGAUGGUGGAUCAAUUUUCAAGGGCGAUGAGGAUAAUCAUAGCCAACAAACCAAUCAGGAGGAUUAUACCAAGUUCACUGUUCAGAAGCUUAAGCAAGAACUCACAAAACAUAACUUCGGUGCCGAACUGCUUCAGUUGAAGAAUCCCAACAAAAAAGACAUUCUUUCGCUCUAUGAGAAAUGUGUACUCAAACUAUGAUAACUAGAUUUGUUUUUAGGAUUUGUAUAGGUUGAUGAAUGUAAUCUACAUGGAGAUGAAAUUGUCGAUCCAUCUAUAGGGCUAGAAACGUUUUCAAGUCAGUUUAUGGAUUUUGGCGCCGAGUUUUUUCACUAUCUGAUUUCUAGAAUGUGUUGUUGUGUAUUCUGUGUUUGACCUUUUGUGAGUCUCAGUCAGUGUUUCAAGAAAAAGAAAUUGUGGGUCAUAUUUAUAAGUAGUAUGCAUUUGUUACUAGGAAACAAAAGACGUAUCUGACUUGACGGCCAAGGAUGGCUUCAGCUUUGGGUUCACUUG